Molecule: messenger RNA, 408 nt
Organism: Sphenostylis stenocarpa
Lineage: Eukaryota; Viridiplantae; Streptophyta; Magnoliopsida; Fabales; Fabaceae
Source: the annotation of a GenBank genome assembly
AUGGCUGAUUUUCACUACCAACAACCACUCCUUGGCUACCGAGAUGAUCCACACCAACAAACCCUCUGCACACAGGUUGUCAAGGCGGCCACCGCUGUCACUGCCGGUGGCUCCCUCCUUGUCCUUGCCGCCUUGAUCUUGACAGCAACUGUCAUUGCUCUCACCAUUGUCACUCCACUGUUUGUCAUUUUCAGUCCUGUUUUGGUUCCUGCAGUUAUCACUGUUGCCCUCCUCAGCCUAGGGUUCUUGGUCUCGGGAGGGUUCGGUGUGGCGGCUAUCACAGUGCUGGCGUGGAUCUACAGAUAUGUCACCGGGAAGCACAGCGUGCGUCACAAGCUCUUGAACAAGGCCCUUGAGAUCAAGGACUACGGACACCAGCAAAUCAGUGGUGGAUUGCAGACUUCUUAA